UGAUAGCGGUGAAGAAAUUAGUUACGUUCAGAAUUCUGUAAUGGAGACCGAAGAGAUUCCGCCAUCCGAGGCUUCUGUUGUUGUGGCGGAGGAAAUCGUCCAACCGCUUGUAAAACAGGAUUCGAUAUCAAAGAAGACGGAGGAAUUUUCUGAAAGAAGAUAUGAAGCAGCUAGAUGGCUAAGAAAAACUGUAGGAGUUGUUGGUGGUAAAGAUUUGCCAGCAGAACCUUCAGAGGAAGGGUUUCGGAUUGGGUUACGUCGUGGCACAAUCCUUUGCAAUGUCCUCAACAAGGUUACACAUGGCGCAAUACCAAAAGUUGUUGAUACACCGUUAGAUAGUGCCACUGUUCCAGAUGGAGCAACUCUGUCUUCAUUCCAGUACUAUGAAAACAUAAAGAACUUUAUCAUAAAUGUGGAGGAAAUGGGGCUUCCAGCGUUUGAAGUUUCUGAUUUGGAACAGGGUGGAAAGAUUUCGAGGGUUGUCAACUGUGUGUUAGCUUUAAAAGCUUAUAGUGAUCGAAAACAGAUAGUUGGAAGUAGAUCCAUGAAAGUUGGAGGAAACACUUACCAAAUGAGUUCUGCAAAACAACUUUUACGUAAAGGUUCAGAACCAUUCAUGAGUACAAUCUCAAGAAACUGGUCGAGUGAAAAGUUUCUGGACAGUUUGAACAGUGAACAAUCUUCAUAUGGUGAUCUUGAUUUUGAUCUCAAUGAAAUGGGUAACUCUCAUUCAUUGCACACUUUUGUCUCUGACCUACUUUCGGAUAAGAAGCCCGAGGAGAUUCCUCUUAUUGUGGAGAACAUGCUUGGGAAAGUCAUGGAAGAAUAUGAAAUUCGGUUGGCUAGUCAAAAGGAAUGGACAAAACAGUCUAUUCCCAGAGAAAUUGGUCAAUCGAACUCCAAUUCCAGCCAGCCUAUGUUGCACUCUUUUUCUGAAGAAACCACGGUGAAACCAUCUAUUCCUCAAGAAAGAAGGGUCUCUGAUUCCAUUCCCAGACGGCUUAUCUUGAACUCUUCUGAAGAAACAGGAGUCUCUGAUUCCAUCCCCAGCCUGCCUAUCUUGAACUCCUCUGAAGAAAUUUCGGUGAGAUCGCCUAUUUCUGGAGAAACAAAUGCCUCUGAUUCACAACCGAACCAUCUUAUGACCUAUUCUUCUCAAGAAAAUGCGUACUCUUUUGACAUGAUAAUUAAGAAGGAAAACAAAGCAGUUGACAUAAGCUUAAACUUGGAUUACUUGGCCAAGAAAAAUAACUGCCUUCAAAUAUCAAGAGACUUAGUUCUGAAGCAACAAUUGAUGGUAGAACAGCAACAGAGAGAUGUAAAGAAAAUAAAAUUUGCUCUUCAAACAACAAAAGUUGAUAUGCAGUCUUUGCAAACGAAAUACCAAGAGGAGAUGAACAAUCUUGGUAAACAUAUGAAACGUUUAGCUCAUGCUGCUUCAGCAUACCAAAAGGUUCUCGAGGAAAAUCGCAAGUUAUAUAACCAAAUCCAAGACCUUAAAGGAAAUAUUAGAGUUUAUUGUCGAGUUCGGCCAUUCUUGCCUGGCCAAGCAAAUGGCGUGACAACUGUGGAUAGCAUAGAUGAAGGAAGCAUCACUAUUGGUGGUCCUUCAAAAAUUGCUAAAGCAGGGCGUAAAUCAUUUACCUUUAACAGAGUGUUUGGUCCAGGUGCCACCCAAGCGGAGGUAUUCUCAGAUACUCAGCCUCUUAUAAGGUCUGUUCUUGAUGGUUACAAUGUUUGCAUUUUUGCAUAUGGACAGACUGGAUCAGGUAAAACACAUACAAUGACUGGACCGAAGGAGCUUACUGAGGAGGGCCUUGGAGUAAACUAUCGGGCAUUGAGUGAUUUGUUUAAUAUCUCUGAACAGAGAAAAAAUACAAUCGCGUACGAAGUUUCUGUUCAGAUGAUUGAAAUCUAUAAUGAGCAAGUCCGAGAUCUCCUAGUAACAGAUGGUUCCAACAAAAAGAUAGAGAUUCGUAACACUGGUCAAAAAGGUAACAAUAUUCCCGAUGCAACUCGUAUGCAUGUCUCUUCCACGGAUGAUGUUCUCAAUUUUAUGACCCUUGGCCACAAGAAUCGAACAGUGAGUGCCACAGCCAUGAAUGACCGCAGUAGUCGUUCUCAUAGUUGCCUAACAGUUCAUGUUCAAGGAAAAGAUCAGACGUCUGGAACACUGAGUUAUGGUUGCAUGCAUCUUGUUGAUCUGGCGGGAAGUGAAAGAGUUGAUAAAUCUGAGGUGGUAGGAGCUGCGUUAAAGGAGGCACAACACAUCAACAAAUCUCUUGCUGCAUUAGGUGAUGUAAUAUCGUCUCUUGCCCAGAAAAAUUCUCAUGUUCCCUACAGAAACAGUAAGCUAACACAAUUGCUCCAAGAUUCACUAGGAGGGCAAGCAAAGACUCUCAUGUUUGUUCACAUCAGUCCAGAGCCAGAUGCUACUAGCGAAACUCUAAGCACACUCAAAUUUGCAGAAAGAGUUUCAACCAUUGAGCUUGGUGCUGCUCGUUCUAACAAAGAGGGUUCAGAUGUCAAAGAGUUAAAGGAACAGGUCCUUAUUGCUAGUCUGAAAGCAGCAUUGGCAAGGGGCGAUGGAGAAGCAGGAUACCUUCAGCAGCCUGGAUCUGGUAGCUCAGAGAGAUCUAAGUUGAAGCCAAAUGCUUCUCCCUCACUCUCUCGUUCCUCAAGUAGUAUGUCAGCUGGCCAGAGACAACUGAUGGAUGACGCUGGUCACAUAGAGGUUAGAAACCAAUUGGGUUUAAAGGAGCAUGAGAAGGAUGGGGGUGGUGGUUUUGGUGAUUGGGUUGAUAAGGCGAUGGUGAACAAGCAAGGAGGUUGCUUAGAUAAUAACUGGGAAGACGACAAUGGAAAACAUGGUGAAGAUGGUAUGUCAAAUAGUAGUAGGGUGGGUAGUAGUAGGUCUGAGACAGCCAUGAAUGACGACUCAGAAGACUUUGAUGCUGCAACAAGUGAUUCUUCUGAGACGGAUUCUUUUGCUCAACUCAUAGCUCCUAAAGCUUCUAGUUCCACACUAAAUGGAACAGGAACCAAAGCUAAGAAACCGAAUCCAAAGCAGCUAGCUAGUAGUAAGAGCCAAGACAGGAGUCAAAUUCCAGCACCACCAACACGAAAGCCAUCAAGCGGACAAGCUUCCCCGUUGCACAAGUCAGCAGCGAAGCCGCAUGCAGUUUCUUCGAAGAAGCCUGGGGGUGGGAAGUGAGAAAAGGAGCUA
Molecule: messenger RNA, 3226 nt
Organism: Impatiens glandulifera
Lineage: Eukaryota; Viridiplantae; Streptophyta; Magnoliopsida; Ericales; Balsaminaceae
Product: kinesin-like protein KIN-14F
Exons: 21
Coding region: 41-3214 (1057 amino acids)
Biological process (GO): microtubule-based movement
Molecular function (GO): microtubule motor activity; ATP binding; microtubule binding
Source: RefSeq, a predicted model, not a curated record